Molecule: messenger RNA, 5058 nt
Organism: Propithecus coquereli (Coquerel's sifaka)
Lineage: Eukaryota; Metazoa; Chordata; Mammalia; Primates; Indriidae
Gene: ZNF398
Product: zinc finger protein 398
Exons: 6
Coding region: 121-2052 (643 amino acids)
Biological process (GO): regulation of immune system process; regulation of cytokine production; negative regulation of transcription by RNA polymerase II
Cellular component (GO): nucleus
Molecular function (GO): DNA-binding transcription factor activity, RNA polymerase II-specific; RNA polymerase II cis-regulatory region sequence-specific DNA binding
Source: RefSeq, a predicted model, not a curated record
AGUGCGGGAAGGCAGGGCUGGGCCGGCGCCGCCUGCCGAGAGGACCCGGCAGUCGGGCCUGCGUGGUUCAGCGCUCGGCAGCGGCGACUCUCCCCGGGCCGGGCCGGACAGCGAAGGGCCAUGGCCGAAGCAACCCCGGCUCCGACUUCUGAAUGGGACUCCGAGUGCCUUACAUCCCUGCAGCCGCUUCCUCUUCCUACGCCCCCGGCAGCAAAUGAGGCGCACCUGCAGACAGCAGCCAUCUCCCUGUGGACAGUGGUGGCUGCUGUGCAGGCAAUAGAGAGGAAGGUGGAGGUCCACAGCCGGCGACUCCUACACCUAGAAGGCCGGACAGGGACAGCAGAGAAGAAACUAGCCAGCUGUGAAAAGACAGUGACUGAGCUUGGGAACCAGCUGGAGGGCAAGUGGGCCGUGCUGGGGACCCUGCUGCAGGAGUACGGGCUGCUGCAGCGGCGGCUGGAGAACUUAGAGAACCUGCUGCGCAACAGGAACUUCUGGAUCCUGCGGCUGCCCCCGGGUAUUAAGGGAGAUAUCCCCAAGGUGCCUGUGGCAUUCGAUGAUGUCUCCAUCUACUUUUCCACUCCAGAGUGGGAAAAAUUAGAAGAAUGGCAAAAGGAACUUUACAAGAAUAUCAUGAAGGGCAACUACGAGUCUCUCGUCUCCAUGGAUUAUGCUAUGAAUCAACCUGAUGUCUUAUCACAGAUUCAACCAGAAGGAGAACAAAAUACAGAGCACCAGGCAGGGCCAGAGGAAAGUGAGAUUCCCACAGACCCCAGUGAAGAGCCUGGUAUUUCAACAUCAGAUAUUCUGUCUUGGAUUAAACAAGAGGAAGAGCCUCAGGUUGGGGCCCCACAGGAGUCCAAGGAGAGUGACAUAUACAAGACCACCUAUCCUGAUGAAGAGCUUGUCAUCAAAGCUGAAGGCCUUGCUCCAGCGUCCUUGUGCCCCGAGGUUCCAGUCCCCUUCUCUUCUCCACCACCAGCAGCAGCAAAGGAUGCUUUUUCAGAUGUGGCUUUCAAAAGCCAACAGUCCGCAUCCAUGACACCUUUUGGACGUCCAGCCAGUGACCUGCCUGAAGCCUCUGAGGGACAAGUGACUUUCACUCAGUUGGGCAGCUACCCCCUCCCACCUCCAGAUGGGGAGCAGGUGUUCUUAUGCCACCACUGUGGCAAGAGUCUCAGCCAAGACAUGUUGCUGACCCACCAGUGUAGCCACACCGGGGAGGACCCCUUACCCUGCACUCAGUGCCCUAAGCACCUUCCUCCACAGGCCAACCUCAGCAGCACCCCCCAGGACCCUGCCAGUGAGACACCCCCCACCUGCCCACACUGCGCCAGGACUUUCACUCACCCAUCAAGACUCACCUACCAUCUUAGGGUCCAUAACAGCACUGAGCGCCCUUUUCCCUGUCCUGAUUGUCCCAAGCGCUUUGCUGACCAGGCCCGACUCACCAGCCACCGGCGAGCUCAUGCAAGUGAGAGGCCCUUCCGCUGUGCGCAGUGUGGCAGGAGCUUCAGCUUGAAAAUUAGCCUCCUGCUCCACCAGCGAGGCCAUGCACAAGUGCGGCCUUUCUCCUGCCCUCAGUGUGGCAUUGACUUCAAUGGCCACUCAGCCUUGAUCCGCCACCAGAUGAUCCACACAGGCGAGCGUCCUUACCCAUGCACUGACUGCAGUAAGAGCUUUAUGCGCAAGGAACACCUGCUGAACCACCGGCGGCUGCACACGGGCGAGCGGCCCUUUAGCUGUCCUCACUGCGGCAAGAGCUUCAUCCGCAAGCAUCACCUCAUGAAACACCAGCGCAUCCACACUGGGGAGCGGCCCUACCCCUGCUCCUACUGUGGCAGAAGUUUCCGCUACAAACAGACACUCAAAGACCACCUGCGUUCAGGCCACAACGGAGGCUGUGCGGGUGAUAGUGACCCAUCCAGACAGCCGCCUGACCCACCAGGUCCCCUCUUAACUGGGCUCGGAACAUCUGGCCUAAGUGUUAACACUGAAGGUCUAGAGGCCAACCAGUGGUAUGGGGAAGGGAGUGGAGGGGGAGUUUUGUAAAUAUAAAUCUCGGUGGCUUCAUGGUUAUCUAUGGGCAGAAAAUGCAAGAAAAAGCCUAUGAGCCCCUCCACCACCCACAGUAAUUAUUAUCUGGCACGUCAGUGAAUUUGGGGUCCUAUACACUUGACUAGAGACACUGCUUGUGCUUUGGAACUUCACAGCAUUACAAGAAUACCACAUUUUGAAACCCAGAAAGACCUGGAAAAGAGCCCAGCAUCUCCAUCUUCAAAGAUACCACAAAAGCAAAAGUUAUAAGAACAUUUCAGAGAGGUUGGAAAGCAAGAUUUGACCUCUGGUUAUUCUAUGAUCACAGGAUAACAGAUUGAUAAUAGAUUGUGUUUCUAGGUAGAAACAGGUGGACAGGAAGAGCCUCCAAAGCUUGAAGCCCAUCGUGAGGCAUGAGAAUGUUUAACUAAAGCCUUUUGUUAAUUCCUUGAUAGGUAAGAUGGUUGUUGGAGGAAGGUGCUUAAGCCACUGUUGAUGUAACUGCCUCCUUUCUAAAAACCAGCCACAAUCUGUUCACACGCCUGUUUGACUGCCUUUCCCUGAAACAUGGUAACUCAAGACUACCUUCCUAGAUUAAUUCUAAUACAUUUUGUUUAAUUGGGUGAACAAGAAAUCUGACUUCAAAGCUUAUAAGGAGAAUAUUUCCUCACUUUACUGGCUUGAUUUGAAGCAUUCAGGUUCUUACUGGCAUUUAAACUACUAGAAACCUUUGCCAUGAUUCUGGUUAAAAAAUUGAUUGUAGUGUUCUCAGCCCCAGCUUUGAAAGCUGGGGAUCCCAGAGAAAUAGGUGGCGUAACAGUGACAGGACAGCCUAAAAUUUGUGCCUACACCAUGUUUCUAGAGUUAUUUACAUCAAAUUCUUCCUUAUCUUUUCCAAGCCAGAAAGCUGGCUUUUCCAUUCCUGAUGUCUGGUAUUCUUGGCAGUCAUCAGCAACAAAGAUCACAGCACUUUCCAGAACCAUUACGGAGUUUCAGAAAGUGCCAGCAGACUCUUGACUUUCAUUUCCUCAGUAGUGAGAGGAUAACAGGGUUGCAAUGCAGCUUUCUUGGGCCAUCAGGGAGAGUGUAUGUUCACCCAUCUGGCUCUACCCCACUGGCAGUAGACAGACUGAGGAACUUCCUAGAUCAUCGAGAGCUAAGCGCCCUGCAUAGACAAAGGCAGCCUGUUCCUGCUUGUUUUGCUUUUAGGGACCUUGACUACUGUGUAUUCUUUUCUUGAGGUCAUUUAAUCACCUGGGACCAUCUGAGUGUGGUCUUACUCCUCAGUGUCUUUGCAGCUGGGUAUAAAUCACUUUCCCUUUACAGAUCUCAAAUUUCAUCUGCGAAAUGAGAUUGUCAAUAGGAAAAAGGGAAAAUUAUUCUUUAAAAAAUCUUGCGAUACAUUCCUUCCCCUGCCAGAAUCCUGUCUCUUGUCUUUGGCUUCUGUCCAGGCAAAGCCAAAAAAGACAGCAAAAUCAAAGCAGAGAAAUUCUUGCUGAAACUUGACUGAAACGAAUUUGAUAUGUUGUUUUACUUCUGCUUGGAAGCCUGAAAUAGAAGACAGGGAAUACAGAAGCCCUACGUCUAGGGAAGAAAAGUUGUUUGUUCCUACACUCUCUUGUUUCCCUUGAUUCUUCCGAAGAUACCUGGAACAAAGUCUGGAAAUACUUAGGAUACUUUCUUGAUGAAAUGAUAAGCAAGGGACCCAUUUUUUCCUUAUCACCUAGCCCAACCUUCACUCUGCCUAGUUAUGCUUAACCAUGUUAGGAAAAGGUGUUAGCCCAGCUAGCUUUGCUUCUGGGAAGGCUCUGUCUGAACAUGCUACUUUUUAGGGUAAUCCCAUUUAUAAAACAUUUGCUCUGUGACAUUCACAAUACCAGAGACCGUGGGAGACAUAAGAAAUGUGUGUGAGACCUAGUGUGCUGUCAUAACUUACAAUCUAGAUGCGGAAAAAGCCCACUGGUUUAGAACAAAACAGAUGAUGAACAGAUCCCUGGCAUGUCUGGAUUAAGAGCUUUCUAGCCAGAAUCUGGACCUACAGCAUGGGGAAAUUUGGGGGUUCUGGGAAUCCCAAAGCCAGGGUUCUGGCUUCAUUGGUGACCCACUAGGAACUUGAGUAUGAAAUUCGGCUCUGAUUUGUACCUUGAUUUCCCCAGUGAAAACGGACAAGAGUCAAAGUACAGUCUUUGGUGGUGGGCUUCCUUUUCUGGGUGGAUUCAAGCAUUUUCCAGGGUAUCGUGGAGAAGGGAUUCUUACACUAGGUGAGAUGUGGGACUAGGUAACACCUAAAAUUCUUUUUUACUCAAAGAUUUGACAAGGACACAGCUUAUUAAUGAAAGAGACCUGUAUGUUAAAGUGGUGCAGAUAUAUUCUAGAGCCCCUUCUGCAAGGAACUGUAACCAGCAGGGACCUAAAUUUGGCAAAUAGUGGACAUAGUUCAAAUACCAAUGAUGCUUCAUAAAGCUGAAUGAAAGGGAAUGUGUAAGAUCAUCCCAGAAAGAUGGGAGUAGGUGCGAACCUGUUCCUCAGCCCUGGCACAAAGUACAACUGUUACACGUUCUGUUCUUUUUCUCCAUCAGUCCCCUGCCAGGUAGCACUCCAGGCUAGCUAUAAAGAGUGUUUGCUUAAGAUUCAAAGGUGAAUAAAUAAAAUGGAUCAAUGGAAAAGAUAAAGUCUAACAGGAAGGUUUUAGUGUGUGGAAGAGAAACUCUUGGCCCAUCAAGUGCUGCUGAGAGAAACCAUGCAUUUAGCUCUGUAGUUAAAGAAGUACCUGAGGACUGGUUUUCCUGAGCAGACAAGAUAGGAAAGAGGAAACCCCAGAAAUGUGCUCUUCAUCUGUCCACCCUCUGGACUAAGAAGUCUGCACUAUCACACAUAGGCACCAUCUCCUUGGAGUGGAUCCAGGUGUUGACUAUAACCAGACUUACUCUUUGCUUACUAGGUUUUUCAUUAUUACCAUUGGAUGAUCCUCUGGGUCAGCCACCUAUGUGAAAAGGAAGUUCGUUGAUUGUCUAGAAAGUG